Molecule: messenger RNA, 639 nt
Organism: Stereum hirsutum FP-91666 SS1
Lineage: Eukaryota; Fungi; Basidiomycota; Agaricomycetes; Russulales; Stereaceae
Exons: 3
Coding region: 1-639 (212 amino acids)
Source: RefSeq, a predicted model, not a curated record
AUGGAAUCCUCUUCACGCAAGCGAAAACUCCCGCUCUUCUACCCAGAGAUCGACCCUCCCCAUCUGAAAUACACAGAAGCGGAUCGCAUUCGAGCAUUCAGAAGUCAACCCCUCGAUUUCAUCAAAAGAUAUCUCAUUCCUAAAGGCCCUGACGAAGCCGUCCUACUCCCUCCCAUCAUGCACCUUGCGUGGCUUGUCGACCAAGACCGUAUGUACGAAUAUGCCCUUGCUCAUGGCGUCAACGCCAUGGUCUACGAUCAUGACGGCGAUCAUCGCAACUAUUUCGAUGCCUGCAAUGAAGCUGUAAACUUCAUGCUCGAGGAUUUUGGCAUACCGUAUGACCCCCGCAUCGAGAUCGUUUACGUCUGCAAGGGCGACUACAAUCCUGACGCCAUCGAUCCGGAAUAUGAUAAUUUCCACCCCGCCCUAAGUAUCGGGACCAACUACCAAGGACUCAUACCGGAAGAGCAAGCCGAUAAACUGAAGGCUUUUCUUGCUCCUGGCGUCCAGCCCCGUUGGUAUUUGGAUCAGGAUGAAUGGAAUUGGUCGAAAGCGCCUAAACGAGCAAAGUCGAAUGGGAAAAGCAAACCGAAAAAGAAGACCCCAACCCCUUCCAACGACCUUGGCGCAAGCUCGUAG